Paramuricea clavata is the source of this 468-nucleotide messenger RNA. The record is from the annotation of a GenBank genome assembly. Lineage: Eukaryota; Metazoa; Cnidaria; Anthozoa; Malacalcyonacea; Plexauridae.
AUGGCUUUUAAAUAUCAUGACGAAGCAGCUGCACGGCUAUAUGACAAAAAUUGCACAACAAUAUUAAAAGACGGGUCCAAAUGUCAACAACUGCAUUGCAAACAUGCCCAAGAUGCUGGUGUCUGUGAAGCUGGUGAUGAUGAAGAGCAAUUCAACGAUCGAUUCUGCAGCGCCUGUCGUAUGGACAUAUAUUGGUAUUUGCGGGAAAAAACCGAAGAAAUGCAUCUAGAAAAAGUCACGAAAGCACAAACUGAAAGUAAAGAUUACUUUAUAGCUACGGGGUACCAUAGUUCUGCCGGUUGGCAAUAUGAACAUGUAACAACACGUAAACUAUUUGACGACCCUGAAGCACCUGAUACCGAAGAAAUUAUUGCUUCUGUCGGCGCACGAUGGGUAGAAAGAGAGAAAAAUAAGAAGCCGGGGGAAAAAAUUCAAACAACACUUACAAACUUUUUUCCUAUGAAGUAA